AUGACUGCUUCAAAAAAUUCUAAUAUGGAUUUACCACCAGAAUAUAUUUCUGCUGCUAACGAUUUGCGUUCUGAUACUUUUACUACUCCUACUGAAGCUAUGAUUAAAGCUGCUUUGAACGCUUCUGUUGGUGAUGCUGUUUACGGUGAAGAUGUAGAUACUGCUAGAUUGGAACAAACCGUCGCUAGACUAGCUGGUAAAGAAGCUGGUUUAUUCUGUGUCUCUGGUACUAUGUCUAACCAAAUCGCAUUAAGAACUCAUUUAUAUCAACCACCUUACUCCAUCCUAUGUGACUACAGAGCUCAUGUUUAUACUCAUGAAUCUGCUGGUCUUGCUAUUUUGUCUCAAGCUAUGGUUGUUCCAGUCAUUCCAUCCAAUGGUAACUAUUUGACUUUAGAGGAUAUCAAGAGUCACUACGUUCCUGAUGAUGGUGAUAUCCAUGGUGCUCCAACUAAAGUUCUUUCUCUAGAAAACACUUUACAUGGUAUUAUUUACCCUCUAGAAGAACUGGUCAGAAUCAAGGCUUGGUGUAUGGAAAAUGGGAUGAUAUUACAUUGUGAUGGUGCUAGAAUUUGGAAUGCUGUCGCUGAGUCUAAAGUUCCAUUGAAACAAUUCGGUGAAAUAUUUGAUUCAAUUUCUAUUUGUUUAUCUAAGUCCAUGGGUGCUCCAAUUGGUUCCAUCCUUGUUGGUAAUGCAAAAUUUAUUAGAAAGGCAAACCAUUUCAGAAAACAACAAGGUGGUGGUAUCAGACAAUCCGGUAUGAUCUCUCGUAUGGCUCUAGUUAACGUCGACAGUGAUUGGAAGGCCAAUAUAUUGAAAUCACAUGCUUUAGCUCAUGACCUUGCCGCUUUCUGUAAAGUUAAUGAUAUUCCAAUGGAGUCUCCAACUGAUACAAACUUUGUCUUCAUUGAUUUGAGAGCAGCUAAGAUGAAUCCAGAUGUCCUUGUCAAGAAAGGUCUGAAAUAUAAUGUCAAGCUGAUGGGUGGUAGAAUCUCUUUCCAUUACCAAGUCUCUACUGAAUCUCUAGCUAAUGUGAAACAAGCUUUACUAGAGGCCUUUGAGUACGCCCAGGAGCAUCCAUUCGAUCAAAAUGGUCCAACCCAGGUCUACCGUAGUGCAUCUACUGAAAUUGAUGUCCAUGGCAACGCUAUUCAGGACAUCAAGGGCUACAAAUACUAG
Molecule: messenger RNA, 1179 nt
Organism: Maudiozyma barnettii
Lineage: Eukaryota; Fungi; Ascomycota; Saccharomycetes; Saccharomycetales; Saccharomycetaceae
Gene: GLY1
Product: threonine aldolase GLY1
Exons: 1
Coding region: 1-1179 (392 amino acids)
Biological process (GO): glycine biosynthetic process; L-threonine catabolic process
Cellular component (GO): cytosol
Molecular function (GO): L-allo-threonine aldolase activity
Source: RefSeq, a predicted model, not a curated record